AUCCUGUUACCCUUCCCGGAUCUAACAUAACUAUUGAUAGAAGUACUAUCACUACACAUCUUUUAAGUGAUUCUACGGAUCCGUUCAAUAGAAAACCGCUUUCCAUUGAUCAAGUAAUACCUAAUGUUGAAAUGAAAGAACGAAUUACUGCAUAUAAAUUAGAAAGAAAGCAAAAGAAGUCUCAGUAG
This is a messenger RNA of Ambispora leptoticha, 188 nucleotides long. NCBI's taxonomy places the organism in Eukaryota, Fungi, Glomeromycota, Glomeromycetes, Archaeosporales, Ambisporaceae. The record is from the annotation of a GenBank genome assembly.